GCGCCCGCCUCGCCCGAACCACGUGACCCCGCGGGCCGCGGUCGCGAUCCGGCGGCGGUAGAACCCACUCGGAGUCAGGAGACCCGAGCGAGAAGCUGCGGCCCCGGCGCUCGCCAUGGAGAUGCAUUUCAUCUUCUCAGAUAAGGUGGUGCUUCUGUUUGAUUUCUGGAGUGUCCACAGUCCUGCAGGCAUGGCCUUUUCGGUGUUGGUGGUCCUGCUCCUGGCUGUGUUGUAUGAAAGCAUCAAGGUUGGCAAAGCCAAGCUGCUCCACCAGGCUCUGAUGAGCCUGUCCAUCCCCACCAGCCAGCAGCUCAUCGAAGAGAUGGACCAGGAUUCUUCAGGCUCAGACUCACCUCCAGUGAGCAAAACCCGCCUCAGGUGGUUUUUGUGUCACUUUGGCCAGUCGCUAAUCCAUGUUGUUCAGGUGGUCAUUGGCUACUUCAUCAUGCUGGCUGUCAUGUCCUACAACACCUGGAUUUUCCUCGGUGUGGUGCUGGGCUCGGCUGUGGGCUACUACCUAGCCUACCCGCUUUUCAGCAUGGUUUAGCUGGUAAGGGCUGUGCAGGCACCGAAGGCUGGAGAGAGCUGGGGCUCCCUCUUCCAGACAUUGAACUUCCAGUCCCACGUCUCCAUUUUCUUCUGACGGCUGUUCCUCGUCUCACUCCCAGCUUCUGGAAACUUGCAGCUGACGCCAGCACUUGCUCCCUGGAGUUCAGAGGCCAUUGCACCUACCUCUCUCCUCAGCCAGCCAGCCCAGGCCUCAUCUUCUUGUGCCUUAAGAAGGCUGCUGUGACCAGAGGGAGAAUGGAGAGAACAGAACCUGAGGGCACGGUUGCUGAGGCCGUGAUGACUUAUCUCUGUGACUCAAAACUUAAGAAUUCCCGGAGCCAGUCCUGACGGCCUAGCGUGUUAAGUUCAGCACGCUCCGCCUUGGUGGCCUGGGUUCAGUUCGAGGGUACAGAACCACACUAUGGUCUGUCAGUAGCCAUGCUGUGGCAGCAGCUCACAUGGGAGAACGAGGACUUACAACUAUAUACAACUACGUCCUGGGGCUUUGGGGCGUGGGGGAGGAAGCCUGGCAACAGAUGAUAGUGACGGGUGAAUCUUCCCUUGCAAAAACAGAACAAACUUAAGAAUUCCCAAAGAUCUACAAGACAGGGAGGUGGGUUCUGGGUGAUGAGGAGCAUGGAAGCUGGCUCCCCUCUGCUCUCCCGAUCAGUGCCUUAUCUAGAGGAGCAUCUUCUAUUGGACUUCCUGACCUCUUCUGUCUUUGGGGCCAGAGACAAA
Molecule: messenger RNA, 1287 nt
Organism: Equus caballus (horse)
Lineage: Eukaryota; Metazoa; Chordata; Mammalia; Perissodactyla; Equidae
Gene: SLC31A2
Product: solute carrier family 31 member 2
Biological process (GO): copper ion transmembrane transport
Cellular component (GO): plasma membrane
Molecular function (GO): copper ion transmembrane transporter activity
Source: RefSeq, a predicted model, not a curated record